Penicillium subrubescens is the source of this 1347-nucleotide messenger RNA. RefSeq lists its product as uncharacterized. NCBI's taxonomy places the organism in Eukaryota, Fungi, Ascomycota, Eurotiomycetes, Eurotiales, Aspergillaceae. The coding region runs from base 1 to 1347 and encodes 448 amino acids. The record is from RefSeq and is a predicted model, not a curated record. Gene Ontology annotation, molecular function: protein binding. The transcript has a single exon.
AUGUUCAUCAAUGCUGGCGUUGAUCCCAAACUCCUUCGUACAAAGUUUACGAAGACGGCUCUUACUGCUGCGAUAUGCGCUGAAAAUGUCUCAGCCGUUCGAUAUCUGCUCCACAACGGGGUCGAUCUCAAUGUUGAGAACGGGGUGUUAAUAUAUGCGCUUUUUCGCAUGGCGGCGCGGGAUGGAAAUAGCGAAAUAAGAAACAUCUUUCUAUCAAUGAUUGACGUUGACAAAGACAUCAAUUCAGAUAAUGGAUCCGACAUGUUCCGUGAAUUGAUCAUAUGCACUGCAGCCGGUGGUUUCGACACUUUCUUACAGAAAUGGCUCGAGGAACGUCGAAUAUUACACCGAUCAAACAAUCCCAAGGCUGACAACUUGAUCGAGUCCGUUCGCACAGCGACUUAUGCUGCAAGUGGGCGACGACAACCCCGUUAUUUGAGAAUCAUCUUGGAUGACGAGGACUGCUUUAUUGACGACGACUUACAUUUACUGUAUACUGCCAAGACGGGUGAUAAAGUCGAGACAUUCAGCAUGUUACUAGAGCGAUCCGCUCUCGUGGACCCUCCGAUUGAAUUCGCAUCGAGAUUGAUGUUGGAUAUUCUUACCGAUGGAAAAUUAGACUUCGCAAGAGCAUUGAUGCGAUAUUCGGAUCGACUCGAUCUCGUCGGCGGAAUGGGCAGUGAGUUUGUCUUUUCAAUGGCUGCAAUGGGUGGUGUGGACGCGAUGCAAUUCGCGAUGCAAUUCGCGAUCGAACAGGGUGCUAUAUUAGAUCCUGAUAACGAAGGACAACAGAAGACGAUGGCUACGGCGGCUCAAAUGGCAAGACCGAGUGUACUCAAGAUGUUUCUCGAUGCAGGAUUCGAUGCGCAUGUCGUCAAUAACUCCUCAGGAAAAGACGACCGUGGUCCUACGAAUGCCUUGGUCGAUGUUAUACGCGCGAAGGACGGAGAUGACGCAGCGAAAACGGCGGAUCUCUUUCUAAAUGCAGGACUCGACAUUGAAGAACCAGAUCAAGAAACCGACGAAACGCCACUCUUGUUCAUGGCUGGGAGAACAAGUCGCCGGAUAUCUUGUCGUCGCCGAGAGCGUGCUGCCGGUUACCUCUUGGAGAAGGGCGCCAACAUGUUCUAUCAAAGUAGCCAGGCUCAGAAUCCACUAGUCGAGGCUGCUGUGAACGGCAAUACAGGUAUUGUCAGGAUUAUGCUGGAGUAUUUGGAUGUGACUUGCGUCCCCUUGGAGAUCAGUCGACCUUUCGUUCUAUCGGCCAUGGGGAUGACGACCUAUCGCGACGUUCUCAAAGUUCUGUCUCGUUGGUAUUGGCCGAAGGUGUAUCCCUGCCCACCUUGA